Molecule: messenger RNA, 624 nt
Organism: Symbiodinium necroappetens
Lineage: Eukaryota; Dinophyceae; Suessiales; Symbiodiniaceae
Source: the annotation of a GenBank genome assembly
AUGGGAUAUAUCACCCCAGAAUUCAGCAAGUGGCCGGGCUACCUUUCCCCAACUUUGGGCAUCAAGUUCGCUGACGUCCCCAAUGGUCUCGCAGCUAUCUCCAAGGUUCCCAUUUCAGGCUGGACCCAGAUCCUCCUGUGGGGGGCGUACUGCGAGACAUCUCAGGAUCAGUCUCCUGGCACCCCAGGUGCUGCAGGCGAUUUCGGAUGGAAGGUGCUGACUUCCGACGAUGCUGAGACCAAGACGAAGAAACUCGCAGCGGAGCUUGCCAACGGAAGGCUUGCGAUGAUGGCCAUCAUCGGCAUGUUCUUUCAGGAUGGCCUGACCGGAAGCGCCUGGGGUGACUGGGCCAACUACACCGCUUCCCCGCUUCGUGCAUUCGAGAGCGAGCUCGGCGUGCAAGACCCUGUCGGAUUCUGGGAUCCAGUUGGAUUCACUUCCGAUGGCGAUGUUGCCUCCUUCAAGCGCCGACGUUCCGUCGAGCUGAAGCACGGCAGGAUCUCGAUGAUGGCAACCAUGGGCUACAUCACCCCUGAGAUCACGGGCAAGCUGCCUGGCUUCCUGUCGCCGUCCGCCGGCCUGAAGUUCGCCGACAUCCCGAAUGGGCUUGCGGCAGUCUCCAAG